This is a messenger RNA of Osmia bicornis bicornis, 3045 nucleotides long. Its product is annotated as odorant receptor Or1-like. Gene Ontology annotation, biological process: detection of chemical stimulus involved in sensory perception of smell; sensory perception of smell. Gene Ontology annotation, cellular component: plasma membrane. The transcript has 4 exons. The record is from RefSeq and is a predicted model, not a curated record. Lineage: Eukaryota; Metazoa; Arthropoda; Insecta; Hymenoptera; Megachilidae. Gene Ontology annotation, molecular function: odorant binding; olfactory receptor activity. Bases 404 to 1630 code for a protein of 408 amino acids.
UCUUUUUAUUUGAAACAAUUGAUCAAUAUACUACGUAACGCAGAAUGCAUUUGCUUGUGAUCUGAAAUAUCUACUUACUAAAGAAACAGUAAAAAUAUUCUUUACACGGUACAGCUACAAUUGAACGCUCCCUGGAAAACACGGUGUAACCCUUUCUUUCAUAUUCUGCAGAAACGACACUCGCCAGACUGAACUACUUCGAAAGGUAUUUUACAAAAUGGAGCAAUAAUUUUACGAAUUCGCAAUUGAACCAUCCUCCCUAGAAUUUUCUUUAUUAUAACUUCGCAGCUGACGUAGAAUCGUAAGGGUGCUCGAUGACAUAUAGUUAAGCGAUUACGGUUCAAUAAAAUAUGAGUCGAAUAGCACGAUGCUAUGACAGAAAGAUAGGGAUAAGAUCAACAGAAUGUUUCCCGACCUGUUCGAGCAUUCAGUAAAAAUAAUGACAUCGAAGAAUAAAGACUUUGCUAGCGCGAUGAGACCGUUCAAGAUUCUCUCCUGGUCGAUGGGCAUUUGGCCUCUUCAAGUUUACAAUUCGUUCGCCUUUAUACGUUACCUUUUCGUAGUCGGCAUUUUGUUAUUAAUGAUAGUGAUCCUGAACACAGAACUGUAUCUGGAUGGAAGCGACGCCGAAGCGAAUCUGGAUGCUUUAAUGAUGACCGGAUGUAGUGUUUUAGCAGUAUCGAAGGUGAUAUGUUUCCGACUCUACUCUUCGAGAUUGAUCAUCAAUUUUUCCUCGGCUGCGGAAGAUUACAACGAGCUCGACAACGACAACUAUGACGACAAAAAGAAACGAACGAUCAUGCGACGACACGCGUACAUGGCCAAAGUAACGCUUAUUAGUCUGGUACUUUCCGCAAAUUUCUGUGCAGCUAUCUUUGCCAUUUUGCCUGUAUUGUUAAGUAACGAAGAGGAGAGCAACGUGACCGUGGAAGAUACAGUGACAUACCCUAUGCCUUCGGCACACGUUAUAGAGCUGGUAAAGUUUCCAGAGAGUCUACAACUGAUCGUUUUCUUUACGGAAUUCUUGAUGUUGGUGGUCACCACUAUCGGAAACCAAGGCAGCGAUGGUCUUUUCUUUGGUAUCGUUUUUCACCUGUGCGGUCAAGCAGAAAUACUGAAAAUAAAGUUUAGCAAAGCGAUCGACGACGGUGAUAGAGGUGCAGAAAAUUUGCAUUUGUUAAUCAACAGACACGAUUAUUUAUUGAAAUUGAGCGUGAUGCUGAAUGAUACAAUCAGUUUGGUUUUGGCUAUGCAACUGCUAGUCAGUUGUAUACUUAUUUGUACGUGCGGAUUUCAGUUCAUUCUUUCGCUGCACGAUGGAAAUGUUGUGAUGGUGAUAAAAACGUUCAUCAUACUGAGCACUUUGAUGAUACAACUGUUCGCGUACAGUUACUUGGGUAAUUACUUGAAGUGCCAAAUGGAUGAUAUAGGAUACUCUUCGUACGAUUGCAGCUGGUACAAACUUCCAACAAACGUGGCCAUGGUUAUUGUAAUCGUGAUCCUAAAAGCUCAGAAACCGGUUCAUCUAAUGGCUGGAAAGUUCUUCGUCGUCAAUCUGGAGGGUUUUAUGAGCAUUCUGAAGACUUCGAUGUCAUAUUUGUCGGUACUACGCGUAAUGAUAAACACAUGAUUCUUCUGUCUUAGUUGUCGAGCAUGUGCUUUGGGUGCUCGAGGCAAUUCAAUCAAAAGAAGUAAGUACGGUAUAAUGUAGAGAUUUAAGGAGCUAUGUAAAUGUAAUAAAGUAUCACCGCGAAUCGUGGCUUUUCUAAUCUACCAAGCGGUCUUAAGUCGUCACGGAGGCUUGGAAAUUAUAAUAGCAGUAUAGUAAAGCAGGCGUUAGGUAAACACGCGCAAUGCUGUUUUGCAUUUGCGAUGCAUUAUAGUGAAUUCGUUUGCAAACGGCGAUUGCAAAAUUUGCCUCCUCGAGUGCGGCAACAAGAAUAGCAUGAUCUUGACCCAGUACCAGGGUCUUCGCGCUUUUGGAUACAUUUCAAAGGUCGAUCACGCGAGACCAGAAAUAUUUGUUCGACCCUGGAUCAAUGGAAAAGAGAAACAAUACAAUAAUUUUUAACAAAAAAUACAACCGACUUCAAAAUGCGCUAAAAAGUAUACAAUAAUUUAUGUUUCCUUUAUACAAUUGCGUAACAAUUAUUAAUGGAACCUCUUGCUACAUUAACAAAAUGCCCUAAAAUGUAUAAAAUAACUUCUGUUUCAUUUAUACCAAUACUCCGCAGCUAUUAAAGAAACCUAUUUAAUCGUUAAAUAUUAUACUAAAUACAUUUCUACCUUUUCGGAGGCGGCGCAAAAUUAAAAACAUUUCUUCUACUAGGACGAUCCCAGUUCAGGCGUCGGUAGCCUAUGACUUGCGGGUCACCAAGUGAUCUAUUUCAUAAUUUCAGGUAAACAAUUGUUUACUUGGUUUCAUUAAUAGCUGUGAAGUAUUGGUAUAAAUGAAACAGAAGUUAUUUUAUACCUUUUAGCGAAUUUUGUUAAUGUAGUAAGAGGUUCCAUUAAUAAUUGUUACGCUGUUGUAUAAACGAAACAUAAAUUAUUUUAUACUUUUCAGCGCAUUUUGAAGUCGGUUGUAUUUUUUGUUAAAAAUUAUUUUAUUUCACAGUUUUUAGUGGAACGAGCUGUAUUUGUUUGAUGCCGUAAGGAAGUUUACUGUUCUUAUUGGUUAAUUCUAAUAACGAUAAUUAUUAACGAUAACAAGUUCCAUUGAUUUUUGCAAGUAGGAUGAUCAUCGCGGAAAUAUCUCCUAUUAGACGUGAAAGAUUUCAUCGCGAUCGGUACAUUCCGUGCAAAGUAACACUAAGGAAUAGGGUUCUAGCUAUAGCAAUAGUUAUUAACAAUAACAAAUUGCAUAAAUUUGUGCAAGUGGGUUCAUCGCGGAAAUAUCUCCUGUUAGAUGUGAAAGCUUUCAUCGCGAUCGGUACAUUCCUUCCAGAGAAAACGCAGGAAAAUAUAAAUGAGGUAUUACGUUUUUUGCAAUAAAAGUCGUUAGGAAUGAAAUAAUGCAAAAUUUCUUUUUUAUGGGACUAAUCA